UCCUAAUACCCGCCCGCUUCCACUAGGCAUGACUUCUUCGUUAAGCGAUCGAAAGGAAGCAGGGCGAAGACCAGCACGACUCGGGAGAGCCAUGGAGUCUUCUUCCCAACUUUUACUUCCCGAUCGCCCCGAAGGCGACGACGAUCACCACGCCGAUACCGAUGAUGGCGACAACGACGCCGCAGACAAACGCGCCGCCGAGGCGGCAGAGUCCUACGACGACGUCCAAUACCUCGUCCGCCGCAACCGAGCGGCCGCCCGCAAGCGCCUCCUCGCCCGGAUCAAACUCAUCCACAACGAGAUCCACAAGCCCCUCGCCGACGCCGUCCGCGACCACGCCCUCUUCCUUCUUCCCGCCAGUUCCAUCCUCCGCCUCCGCGCCGUCUCCCGCUCCUGGGCCCGUCACGUCUCCUCCCCCAUCUUCGCCCAUACCCAGUCUCGCUCCCACCGCUCCAUCGCCGGCGUCUUCUUCGGAUCGUCCGUCGACGCCUCCGUCGCCUAUGUGCCUUUCCCCCCGGCCGCCGCCCACGUCCUCCCCGACCCCACCCUCUCCUUCUUCCCCGUCUCUCCCAUCGCAGUCUGCUCCUCCUCCAACGGACUCCUCCUCUGCUACGCCCCCUCCUCCUGCGACUUCUUCGUGUGCAACCCGGCUACCGCCGCCUGGGCCGCCGUCCCCCGCCCGCCCCACAACCCCGGUCCCGAACCCGCCGCCGUCCUCAUCUUCGUCCCCGGCGUCUACAACUUUCGCUCUGACUACACCAUCGUGAUCGGCUUCAGGAUCAUCGGGGCCAGUUCGGGAAUCUUCGGAUUCCAGACCUUCUCGUCGUCGGCCGGCGGCUGGUGGACCUCCAACGAGGUGUGCGCGGCGGAGUGCCUGCUCCCGGACUCCGGCAUCGCCGGCGGCGGCGUGGCAUACUGGCGGACGACGAUGCUCACGGUGGUCGGGUACGACCCGGCGAAGGACAGUGUCCGAAUGGUGCAUUGGCCAAUGAAUUACGCGGUAGAGGUUCGGUGGGAGAUCGGCCAGAUGGGCGACGGCGGUCGGCUGUUCUGCACCGCCGUGACCGAGGAGGUGGUGCAGGUCCACAAGCUGCUGCCAAAGUCCGACCAGUGGGCACUGGUGGCAUCCAUGGACUUGAAGAAAAGAUGGAACACAAAUUCGGAGGAGGAGGAGGAGGAGGUGGUGGAGGAGGAGGCGUGGGAGGUAGAGGCGGGUGGCCAGUUGGUGUUCAAGAAGCGGCCAUGGCCCAUGAGGUUCCAGGGCGGCGAACUGGAGGUUCUGCUUUGGGUGGAGGGAAGAGUGGUGGGCGUUAACUUGGCGACCAAGCGGGUGCGCGUGGCGGCGGCGUUUGGCUGGCCCACCUGGGACGACGUCCGCGGUGCCAAGUACGUGCCCUACAUCAGCACCCUCGCUCCGGUGCCACCCCCCGCCGCUGCUGCGUUAACCUCCUCUUAAGCUAUCUUCUUCUUGGCACCAAUAAAGAAGAGUAAUUGAUCUCUGUCCUUGCUAUCUUCUUCUUCCAUAGCUUUACUCGACCAUGAACUGCAACUUGCUCUGCUUCUGCUUGCAAUGGAGUGUGUGCACAGAACAUCCUAAGCUCUAGUAGCACUAGUACGCAAUUCUACUGAUGAAAGACUUCAACCGGCUGUUGCUUUACAACCACUGCUUCUAUGAAGCUUUUUGCCGCUUCUAAUGAUAAUUAUUAUUAUGUUUA
Musa acuminata AAA Group (dessert banana) is the source of this 1715-nucleotide messenger RNA. RefSeq lists its product as uncharacterized. The record is from RefSeq and is a predicted model, not a curated record. The transcript has a single exon. Lineage: Eukaryota; Viridiplantae; Streptophyta; Magnoliopsida; Zingiberales; Musaceae. Bases 29 to 1456 code for a protein of 475 amino acids. Gene Ontology annotation, molecular function: protein binding.